This is a messenger RNA of Bipolaris zeicola 26-R-13, 852 nucleotides long. RefSeq lists its product as uncharacterized. The transcript is spliced from 3 exons. Gene Ontology annotation, molecular function: nucleoside triphosphate diphosphatase activity. The record is from RefSeq and is a predicted model, not a curated record. Bases 1 to 852 code for a protein of 283 amino acids. NCBI's taxonomy places the organism in Eukaryota, Fungi, Ascomycota, Dothideomycetes, Pleosporales, Pleosporaceae.
AUGGACGCCAAGGAACCACUACUCCCAUCGGAUCCUCCACCCUCGUACGAAGAUGCACGCAAAUCGCCUCUUUCCCACAACCGAUCAGCCUCGGGUGUAGCGCCAGGCAAAAGACCGCCUCCCGGCCCUCCGCCGCCGCUCAGCUUACCCGCGCUGAACCAACUGAGGGGGUCCAGGGUCGUCCUUGCAAGCAAAUCACCAAGAAGGAGACAGCUGCUUGCGCAGCUUGGCCUGACCAAGGUCGAUGUAUGUCCUUCGCAGUUUGCCGAGAACCUCGACCAUUCCAUGGGCGCGCUGAACUAUGUGCUUGAAACCGCCUCCGCCAAAGCGCUCGACGUCUACAAAGCCGAACUCAACAACGAAGAACGCGGCGAGCCGGCAAUUGUCAUUUCGGCAGAUACCAUCAUAGUCUCGCAUGACGGGCGGAUACUGGAGAAGCCACGGAGCGAGGCACAUCACAUAGGCAUGCUGAAGAUGCUGAGAGAUCAGGGCGAGCACAAGGUCAUGACGGCCGUGGUGGUAAUGCGGCCGCUGGAGUCGUGCGUAGUCCCGGGCUAUGCUAUGAAGACGCACAUUGAGGAAACGACCGUCAGAUUCGAUCCUAACGUGACGGAUGAGCUCAUUCUUGCAUAUGUAAGAACACGCGACGGAAACGACAAGGCAGGCGGAUAUGGCAUCCAGACGGCUGGUUCGGUGCUUAUCGAACGCAUAGAGGGUUCCUACGACAAUGUGGUGGGACUGCCACUGAGGGCUACUCUCAGGCUUAUCGAGAAUAUCAUGCAGCCUGAGGAGGAAGAAAGUGACGGGGAUUUCUUCGUUGAUAGUAAGGAGGAGGAUGAUGAUGAUGACUAG